CGUUUUCUUCUUGAAGCCGAAUUCUAUCGAAUUGGAUUCCGCAGAGAUAAACUGAGUUUUGCAAACAAACAAAAAAAAUCCUUGAAAUCGAGAGGAUCGUUUUUGUUGAACUGUCUCCUUUGUUUCUGUUGUCUCUGAUUAGGGUUUCUGGGUAACGUUGUUGUCUCUCUCUCUCUCAUUUGAAGUUUGGCUGCUGUUUGCUUGCUUCAGACCAGAGAUCUUUUCUCCGAUUUGUUCUCUACCCUUUUUUUUUUUGCGAGUUAGGGUUUGGGUUUUAAUCGUUAUUUGUUAACCUGUGAGAGAUAUAAAGAUGUAUGCUGAUCGAUUGGAGGCUGACGCUACGAGCAGGAAGACGGUAAAGGAUCGUCUCAACGGCGGUUCCGGCGACUUUUCUAGUCGCCACGGACAGGUCACCGGCAAGAGACAAAGGCAGGAUGACAAAUGGGAGCAUGAUCUUUUUGAGGAAGAUGAACGUCGUCUGUCAAAAGGCAGAGCCGAUCCCAGAGACCUUCGUCUGAAGCUCCAAAAGAAACAACAUGGGUCGCAAAGUGGACAAGGGGCUGGUUCGGGUGUGAGGGAUUUACGUGAGAAGCUAUCCGGGACAAUGAAUCCGCAACCAAGGAACAGUGACCCACCGAAAUCUAAAGGCGAGGCUGCUAGACCAGUCAUGAAGAGUGUGGCAGUUGAAGCCCCUGGAGCAGAGACUAAACGAACUUCUGAUCAAUCUACAAGGAGGAAAUCUCGGCAGACAGCUGAUGCCUCAGUGGAGAGCUUCUUGGAAUCAUUGGGUCUCGAGAAAUAUUCGAUCAAUUUUCAAGCGGAAGAAGUUGAUACGGAUGCUCUUCUACAUAUGACUGACGAUGAUCUCAAGGCUAUGAGUAUACCAAUGGGUCCGAGGAAGAAGAUACUUCUGGCUUUAGCAUCAAAACACUGAUGCUGAAACAGAAGCUUAGUUUGGUUCCAAUCAAUGCCGACGGUCGGGUUCAAGGCUCAGCAGCAUGGUUUCCCGGAUUCACAUUUUGCUUAUUGUUGGGUAUGAUCCUGCGCUUUUACAUUACCUCUUGAUUCUCUCUGUCUUCUGGUCUGUGCCGUGAAAAGGUUGUCUGUUCUAAGCGACAAAACUAGCAGCAUGAGUUGUAACUUGUAAUCUUUAAUACAUUGAAUCUGUGAAGGUUUAACGUAUAAAUCAUAUUUCCAGCUAGAAAUUAAUUGAA
Tarenaya hassleriana is the source of this 1214-nucleotide messenger RNA. RefSeq names its product ankyrin repeat and SAM domain-containing protein 6-like. Lineage: Eukaryota; Viridiplantae; Streptophyta; Magnoliopsida; Brassicales; Cleomaceae. Gene Ontology annotation, molecular function: protein binding. The transcript is spliced from 6 exons. The coding region runs from base 311 to 934 and encodes 207 amino acids. The record is from RefSeq and is a predicted model, not a curated record.